AUGUCAAAGUUGUCAGAAUACGAAAAGAAACGUCUAGAGAACAUAAAGGCUAAUGAGGCAUUGCUCAAUGGGUUAAACCUGCCAACCCUCAACAUCAAGACAGAAAGCACGGGUAAGACGCUCAGGAAACACACACCCAAGCCAACACCCAAGCAACCGCAAGUAGCUACUCGCUCUUCUGCUCGUAUUCGCGGAAAAGAACCAGAUAUGACAGACACUGAUUACGUCGAGCCCACUAACAAGAGAGCGAAAUACGAAGAUGCGGAGAGAAGUGACGCCAUGAGUGAAGAGGACCAGAAGAAAUUCUUGGGUGUGCUGAAGGAAACAAUUGAAAUGCCCAACACAAAGCCUGCCGGCAACAAAGAACACGCUCCAAAAGAAAUCAAGUCAUAUGAAUCAUUAGAGAGGGCAUUGGGCAAGCUCGAAAUCCGUCACGAAUGGAAUACUGUAAAAGUAACGCCAGGCCGCAUUACACAUUGCUUGUUUCAUCCAUCUUCAACAAAUAUGCUGGCUAUAGCCACUGAUACGGAGGGAUACAUUGGGUUUUGGGAUGUGAAUGGCAAGGAAGAGGAUGGUGAACCUGUCACCUACAAAUAUAGACCUCAUAAACGCACUAUCACUGAUAUACAUUUCAACCCUGCCGACAACACCAAGAUGCUUUCAUCGUCGUAUGAUGGCUUUAUCAGAGUAUUUGAUCUGAACACAGCUCAGUUUGACACCCUUGACUUGGGAUCAGAUCAGUACCCCAUUACUGGGUUUGACAUGACUCAGGAUGGACAUUGUACAUGGUUCACUACAUCUGAUGGUGAAUUAGGCUUCGUAGAUGCCCGUGCUAGUGGAAAGGAAGCUGUGAUUCACGAACUCAAGGCCAAAAAGAUAGGCAGUGUCCACUUGAAUCCAGUGCAUCAGCAUUUGGCGGCACUGUCUUCCAACGACAGAACAAGCACCCUCUGGGAUUUACGCAUGUGGAGUAAAAGGAAUGCCAAGGUAGAGCCUUUGCAGUCUAUUGAACAUGGCUAUUCGGUCACUUGCAGCUACUGGUCCCCCAACGGCGAUAUGCUGGUUACCACUGCUUACGACAGCUUUAUUCGAUUGUUUGAUUUCAACAAGGACAACAAGACACUGGAGCUGAAAACUGCCAUUCCACACAACUGCAAGACAGGAAGGUAG
Mucor velutinosus is the source of this 1170-nucleotide messenger RNA. RefSeq lists its product as uncharacterized. The record is from RefSeq and is a predicted model, not a curated record. Lineage: Eukaryota; Fungi; Mucoromycota; Mucoromycetes; Mucorales; Mucoraceae. Gene Ontology annotation, cellular component: nucleus. The coding region runs from base 1 to 1170 and encodes 389 amino acids. Gene Ontology annotation, molecular function: protein binding; DNA binding. Gene Ontology annotation, biological process: regulation of DNA damage checkpoint. The transcript has 4 exons.